AUGUCAAUUGAUGACUCUUUGGCUCGAUUUUUGGCAUUGGCUCAGUUUUUCUUGAAAGACAAAGAAGCCCUCCUCGAGGAGCCAUACCGAGGAAACGUUGGUGUAAUAUGGGCUCUUUUCGCCAAUUUUUGUAAAGAACAUGGCUUCUCCCUGAUAGUUGUCACCGGCGCUGCAUCAUUUGUUCUGUUGCUUGAGGAAUUCAAUGAUGUUUCAGGUACCGCAUUGAUCCUUAAGACGAACGAAAGCCCGGAACAGACUAAAAUUGAAUGGAUCAACGUAGCCAAUAUUGAGAUAUUGAAGAAUCGAUUGACAUCUGAUUCCGCUUUCGAAGAGAGUCAAGUAGCUGUUGAUUGUUCCUCGCAAAGUGAAGUAAAACCAGUGUUUCAAAGCUUGUUUCAGAUUUUGGACGGGCCGUUAAGAACUGAAAUCGAAUCCAGCCGUAAAAUUAAUGGAUUCGAUUAUGAUUAUAGUCGUCUCUGGGAUGCUUUGACCGAGCCAACUGCCAUGGUGCAGUUAGGAAAGGCUAGAGCAGAGCUUACUUCAACAAAGAAACCUUAUUUCGAGGUUUGUGAGAACAAGCACCACAUUCACGUAAUAACUAACACAUUCUUCAACUCCAAAACACUUGGUCUGUCCAAUGAGAUUCCAUCCAAUGCUCGUGUGACUAAGUUGUUGGCGGCGGCGCAGCACAUGAUUGACAAAGAAGUUCUUGAAUGUAUCCGCACAAAGAUUCAUUUCUUGCCCUUAAUCACCAAUUACACUGAUGUGAAUUUGGGCAAUUGUUCCUAUUUGGAUACCUGUCACAAGCUCAAGAAUUGUCGCUACGUUCAUUACUUCACCAUGUGUCCCCCUCUGCAACCAAACACCAAGGAGACAGAGAAGCAGGUGGUAGCAAUGGAAUACACUAUAGGAGAAUGCCAUGACAGCUCAACCAGGAAACCUUUGCCUCCUCAAUGGAUCAACUGCGAUGUGAGGAAUCUCCCAUUUAGUAUUUUAGGGAAAUUUGCAGCCAUCAUCUCUGACCCAGCUUGGGAUAUCCACAUGGCUUUGCCAUACGGAACCUGUAAGGACACAGAACUUCUCUCAUUGCCCAUGCAAGAGCUUCAGGACGAGGGAAUUAUCUGUCUUUGGGUCACAGGAAGAUCCAUUGAAAUCGGUAGAAAGGCUUUGGGCCAAUGGGGCUACACAGUCAGUGACGAGGUGAUCUGGAUCAAGACCAAUCAGCUCAAUCGUACGAUUGUUACUGGAAGAACCGGCCAUUGGCUCAACCACUCGAAGGAGCACUUGCUUGUCGGUGUCAAAGGAAACCCUAUAUGGUUGAAUAGAAAGAUAGACGUCGACUUUAUUGUCAGCGGAACCCGGGAGACUCUGAGAAAGCCAGAUGAACUCUACGAAAUUGUCGAGCGGAUAGUUGGUAAGCAUGCUCGGAAGCUUGAGAUCUUCGGCCGGGACAACAACAUCCGUCCAGGGUGGGUCAGUAUGUAUGGAACAGGCCGAUUCUGUUCAUUUCAUUUAUUGCAAACAAUUUACUAA
This is a messenger RNA of Australozyma saopauloensis, 1533 nucleotides long. RefSeq names its product mRNA (N6-adenosine)-methyltransferase. Gene Ontology annotation, cellular component: RNA N6-methyladenosine methyltransferase complex; nucleus. Lineage: Eukaryota; Fungi; Ascomycota; Pichiomycetes; Serinales; Metschnikowiaceae. The transcript has a single exon. Gene Ontology annotation, molecular function: mRNA m(6)A methyltransferase activity. The coding region runs from base 1 to 1533 and encodes 510 amino acids. The record is from RefSeq and is a predicted model, not a curated record.